GGCGGAGCAGGUGGAACAGGCGGAGCAGGUGGAACAGGCGGAGCAGGUGGAACAGGCGGAGCAGGUGGAGCAUGAGAAGCAGGAGACAGUGGAUGAGCCGGAGAGCAACGCUAAGGAUGAAGCGGAUCCGGAAGUUGCCGCCAUGUCCGUCGAAGAAAGGGAACCAGAGUCAGAGAACGAUAACGAUGACGAUGAUGAGGAUGUAAUAGCUUCGGACAGCAAAGGAGCCAAUCCCCAGGAGGGUCAGCAACCAGGAGCCGGAGCACAGCCACCGGAGGACGACGGCAAUGAGUCACUCACAUCAGCAAUGGCCAUUGAGGGCUUUGUGCACGGUGCACCCGAGGAUUAUACAGUUCAGUCUCAAACUGCAGUUGAUGAAAAUGAGCGCAUUAAGCGCAUUGUGGAGUCCGGAGACUUGGAGCAGCUGGCCGAGAUUGUGCUGAAUGGCGAGGGCGGCAGCUUGGUGGGCCUGAAGUCGCCAGAACCGGAAAUACAGGCCUUUCUCAACAACGUGCCCAGCUAUAUGGAGAAAAUACAUCGCGUGCACGACGCGGCACGUGACGGAGGUUUGCUGGCACUGCAGCAGGCUCUGGAUCGCCGGAAGUUUGCCAUUGCAAAGAACGACAUAUCGCCCAACGGCUCCACACCCUUGCACGUGGCCGUCCUCUUUGGCCACACGGACAUCGUUCGGUACUUGGCGUCCCGCUUUCCGGAGACCAUGACAAUUACGGAUAAUGACGGACGCACGCCGCUUCAUUACGCAGCCACAAUUAAGGACAACGGCCAUUUCUACAACAUGCUCCUGCAGUUGGGCGCCAAUCCCAAAUCACUGGACAAGCUGGGCCACUCGGCCGAGUUUUACCUGGACAAGGAGAAGGCGAAAAACAUUCUCAACUACACCGAGCUGCUCAAUAUUUUCGGGGCGGAGGAACUGGAGAACCAGUUGCUCAAUGACCAGGGUCAGGCGCAGCCAGUGAGCUUUCAGGCCAAUCCAAUCUUCAAGACGGAGCAGGGAAAAUACCUGGCUGAUUCUCUCGCCGAUCCUUUGAUCAAGGCCCUCACUGAAAUAGCCAACAAAAGACCCAGAGAUCCCGUUGCCUAUCUGACCAACUACCUGCAGCACUUCAUGGGCGACCGCAAGCCAAUGACCGAGGUCCAAGUUCACUCGGGCAGCAGCAAGGCCAGUACUAGUUCCACAUCCACCCUGGCAUUGCCCAAGUCGAAUGCCAGCUCGAACCAAAGAUUGGGCAACACACGCAAUGGUCCUGGUCCCACCAAUGCCGAUCUCAUCGAGCUGGAUGCUCGAUCUGUAGCCGAGGAUGAGGAUGCGGAAGGAGCACUGGCGGUGCAGCACAUGGAGGAGCGGGAUGAGCACGGUCAAAGUAUGCUACACUUCGCAUGUGCCCGCUCUCAUCGGAGGGGAGCUCUCUACACUCUGAUUGAGGAGUCGGGCAUUGACAUCACCUACCGGGAUGAGCUAUAUCGAACUGCUAGAGAUGUCUCGCUCCAAGCGAAUCAGCCGAACAAUGCGGCCGAGAUCGAUCGAUAUGUCAUGGCACAGGCAGUUAUUGGCGACGUCGAACCUUUCGAACAACUCGCUCUACAAGGCUACGAUCACAUCCUGGACAUCGAAGACGAAAAUGGUCAGUCUAUAACAGAUGUGGUGCAGUCCCGACAGAACGCUGCUCUUGGAGAGUUCCUGGCCAACCUUAAGGCAUUGGAGGAAUCUCGCGAAGAGCUGCAUCAAAUGAUCAGGGAAAAUAACAUGGAGCGAGUGGUUGAGUUGACCAAUGUUGCCAAUGCCAAGUGGUUGAUAAGAACCAAGAACUAUUAUGGUCGAACCGCCCUGCACAUAGCAGUGCUGAAGGAGUCCGAGGAAAUGGUUCAGCACAUGGUGAAAAUCUGUCCCGAGGGCUUGAAAAUCACAGAUAACUUGGAACGCACUGUUCUGCAUUACGCCAUGGGUACCAAUGCGCUGGAGAGUGUGAGUCGGAUACUAAUUCAGAACGGGGCCAAGCGAACCGCCAAGGAUCUCAAAGGACGACAGCCAAGCUAUUACUUCAUCAACAAAGCGGACAUACUACGCCUGCAGGAGGAGGAGGAGGAGAGCCGCUGAGAGAUCGGAUUAAGCAAUAUGUAUAGUAUAUAGUAUACAAUAAAGUACAAGUAUAUAG
Messenger RNA from Drosophila melanogaster (fruit fly), 2174 nucleotides. RefSeq lists its product as uncharacterized. The record is from RefSeq and is marked reviewed. The transcript is spliced from 11 exons. NCBI's taxonomy places the organism in Eukaryota, Metazoa, Arthropoda, Insecta, Diptera, Drosophilidae. The coding region runs from base 143 to 2116 and encodes 657 amino acids.